Pestalotiopsis fici W106-1 is the source of this 597-nucleotide messenger RNA. RefSeq lists its product as uncharacterized. NCBI's taxonomy places the organism in Eukaryota, Fungi, Ascomycota, Sordariomycetes, Amphisphaeriales, Sporocadaceae. The record is from RefSeq and is a predicted model, not a curated record. The transcript has 2 exons. Bases 1 to 597 code for a protein of 198 amino acids.
AUGCUCUCGUUCAAGUCUACCGCCCUGGCAGCAGUCACCCUGCUGGCCGCCACUGCCCGUGCCGACUACUAUAUCGAUCCCGAUAGUGUCUCUCUGUCCACGAGGACUGCAUGGUGCCAACAGGAGUUGACGACCUGCCCCAUCAUCUGUGAACAAGUCGAGCCGGGGACCACUAUUACAAACACAUGUGAUCCUAAAACACUUACAUACGGAUGCCUUUGUGGAAACAACUUGCAACCCAAUGUCUCGGAAUACUCCCUGACUCUUCCAUACUUCACCUGCACAGAAUGGGGCACCCAAUGCGUGAAGGCUUGCGGUUCCGAUAGCAGCUGUGCCAGCUCCUGCCGCGAGGACCACCCAUGUGGUGCUCAGAACCCGCAAAAGACCAACGCGACCUCAACCGGCACGGCAACGGCCACCAGUACCAGCACAUCCACUGGCAUCACCAUCUACACGGGCCUGGACGGCAGCAGCAGCAGCUCGAGCUCUUCCAGCCCUAGCGGCAAUGCCGCAGCUCCCAACCUAGAGGCUCUCAACAUGGCCGGACUCUUUUCCCUGGCUGCUAGCGUUGCUGUUGGCUUCAUCUUCGUACUGUAA